AUGGGCCCGCACCCUCAGAGCAAGGCUCACGCCGAGGGACACUAUACCUACACUCUCGUGUAUCGCGGCGGACCCGACCCCGGCCAAAUCUAUGUCGACACCGGGGACUACGGCCUCCGACGGUUCCUAUUCGAGACCCCUCUUCCUACCGAGCCCAGCAACAUCAGCAGCAGCGCCGCCUCCAAUGACCACACUCGGCGACCAAAGGGGCUUCCAACCCCAUCAUCCCCACCUUGCUUCCCCCUUUACAAUGACGAAGCCCCCUGCUACUUCAUAUUUUACUCGUCUGCCAACAUGUACGGCGUGGCAGAGGUGACGUUCUGCCGAACAGAGCGGGGCACCAUCAGCGGCAUCGUCCUGCGCUAUCACGACGGGCGGCAAGAGAGCCUCGGGCAGGUCCGCCCAGACAAGCUGGCGUCGAGCGGGGCGACGUUACGAGUCGAGGAUCCCGUUCGGACCCCUCACCUGUGGUUCCGGCUUGACUGGUUGGGGGGUGAAAGACCCUUUACAAUCGCAGCGGUCACGCUUGAUCCGCCCUCGUCAGCUGACUGGCCUGAUCCAACGAGCAGGUAUGAAAAUCAGUGGUAUUAUGUUCCUUGGAAUGGGACGUUGGAGUGGUAG
Messenger RNA from Dichotomopilus funicola, 621 nucleotides. RefSeq lists its product as uncharacterized. The coding region runs from base 1 to 621 and encodes 206 amino acids. The record is from RefSeq and is a predicted model, not a curated record. The transcript has a single exon. Lineage: Eukaryota; Fungi; Ascomycota; Sordariomycetes; Sordariales; Chaetomiaceae.